AUGAAAUUUAUAACGAAACGUGAAAUUGAAUUUUCAAUUGAUGCUAAAUACCGAAAUCAAAUCAAUGAACAUUGUGGUGAUGGCGAUUCGUACUAUUUCCCGGCCUUAAAUGAAUGCUAUCGUAUUUAUCGUACGCCUUACAGUAAUCUUAAUGCCAAUUAUGUUGGUGAGAGAAAUGAAUUAGCUUACGGUACGAGUCAAUAUGAUUAUAUGUAUAAUUGUUGGGAACUUUAUCGCGGAAAGUUACUCGAUAUUAGGGAUGCAGUUGUAGAAGAGAAAAUGCAAUUGGUGAAACAGAUAGCACUGCGAUUUUAUAGCAUUACCGGACAACGCGAUGCUAUUCGGGUAGGCUUCAUGAUUAAUAAAAAUUAUGAAAUAAUGUCCCAAAAUGGUACUUUUUACGAUAUAUUGGAUGGAGUUUACGUGAAAAUGCAUCCAACCGAACCGUGCGAUAAUAUUUGCUGUAUUGUGAUAAAAUUAGCUGAAACUGAUGAGACUUUGGAUUAA
Messenger RNA from Acanthocheilonema viteae, 507 nucleotides. The record is from the annotation of a GenBank genome assembly. NCBI's taxonomy places the organism in Eukaryota, Metazoa, Nematoda, Chromadorea, Rhabditida, Onchocercidae.